Carassius auratus (goldfish) is the source of this 1872-nucleotide messenger RNA. RefSeq lists its product as uncharacterized. The record is from RefSeq and is a predicted model, not a curated record. NCBI's taxonomy places the organism in Eukaryota, Metazoa, Chordata, Actinopteri, Cypriniformes, Cyprinidae. Gene Ontology annotation, cellular component: proton-transporting ATP synthase complex. Gene Ontology annotation, molecular function: proton-transporting ATP synthase activity, rotational mechanism. The transcript has 4 exons. The coding region runs from base 231 to 1724 and encodes 497 amino acids. Gene Ontology annotation, biological process: proton motive force-driven mitochondrial ATP synthesis.
ACUCCAAAUAAUCCAGCAUGUCUUCUAGCGGUUCGUCACUUUCCGCAGGGUCCGUUAUUUUACUUAAUUUGUCCUUAAACGAGCUACAUAAAAAUACUUUACAGUUUCUUCCAACUUGUUUAUGUGUGGAUGCGUGAGACGUUCCCAAUUCAGAGUGUAAUAAUGUAUUUAAAAAACCCAGAGAAGAUCUUUCCCUCUUUCAUAGAAAGAUGGCAGUGAAUUUCUAAAGUAUGAGUGUAGAAAACUGUCCAUAUUGUGGAAAGCCCUUCAAGAGGCUGAAAACCCACCUCCCUCACUGUAAAUUGGCACCAGUUGCACAGCCAAAGAAAAGCAUUCAAGCACCCAAAGAACCGAGUUCAACCACUUCCAGACAGAAGAUCCAUAUAGAAACCGCAACAACAGAAAUAAAUAAUGUCAUAUUUGAUGAAACCCUAACCUCCAAAGGAAGAAGGAAAGAAGAAGAUAUUCACAAUGCAGAUAGUCUUCUCACAACUACUGAGGUCAGAGUCCCAUCAGCUCAGACUCUGAGCACGGAGAGACCUAAAAGCAGAUGGCUUGCUAAAAGACAGAAGGAACUUGAGAGAUUACAGCUGUUAGUGCCAGUCUCAAAGAAGCCAAGCAACCCUACCUCUUUAUCCGACAAUGAAAUAGAUAAAAGCUUUUGCGAACUCUCCAAAAGAACAUUUCAAAGUAAUGGAAAAAGUACUAAAGACAAAAAGAAACCAAAGAUGGCGCCAUUAUCAGCUCAGUUAUCCAUCACCAAGAGUAAAAUCGAUAUUGUUCCAGCCAUUCUGAAAACCGCUAGUCUCCCAUCUGAACAUGAAAAUCCAGAACUCCAAAUAAUACUGGACAACUUGGAGGAGCCUGAAAGACUGAAUAAUCAGAACAAGGAUUUUGAUCUAGAAUCAAGGGCAAAAGAGCAUAAAGCUCAUGCUUUCUUUUCACCCAAGACUUCAGUGUGGGACCACAUCAAUGACAGUUUGUUUUAUAAGAGGUCUUAUAAUCUGUUUGUGCCUUAUCCUAUUAUGGAAACUUCUAAAGAUCCUUCCAAAGAGAUUUCUGAUGUGCAACAAUCAAACAAACCUGAAACAGCAGUUACCAAGGUUGCUGUUCCACCUUCUCCCACUUUAUCGGGAAAACUCAUUCAUCAGCCUGCAGAAGAAAUCCUUAACUCAAGCAUGCAAGGUCUCGGAAGUCUGUCUUGGAGCACAGAGACAGUGACUGCUCACAAAAGAAUACAGUUCUCCACAGAAACUUUAGGCAGCUAUGCUAAUGAACGUAUUUGGAUGAAGGAUCGAUCUGCUGGACCAGCGAACCAAAGUGAAGUGCCUGUAGUGCAGCGGAAACUUGGAGAUGUCAGACUGAAUGAACUUGGUGUCUGGCUUGGCGCUCGAGCUCCUCUGUCACCCAGAGAGAUUGUGACCAUGUCGAAGCAAGGAUGGCAGUGGUACUACAGGAAGUAUAUUGAUGUUCGGAGAGGAGGAAUCGGUGGGAUAUCCAUGCUGUUGACUGGAUACUGUGUCCUGUGUUACAUAUGGAAUUACCCACAUCUCAGUGAGUCUGAAUUAAUGGCAUCUACACAUAAUCAUCAACACAUGAAUAAAAUGCCUUGUUUUAUGCUGUUUCACAGAGAAAGAAUGCUGGAGGAAGUACCAUUAGGGACGUCUGGUGGUCUUCAUAAUUGGAGCACACUUUGGAGAAGCAGCAGGGCGAUGAGGGCGUAAUAAGCUAAAUAAUUAAUAUAGCAAGAUUAUAACACCAGCAACUAGUAGUUCACUGCAAUAUUAGGUUUGCUUGUAUUUUUGUUAGAAUUACUUUGAAUGAUCUGGGAGCAUGGUUAUUGGAGUUAUUUAACUUUAAUAUUGUUAAAUG